Messenger RNA from Doryrhamphus excisus (bluestripe pipefish), 4190 nucleotides. It is a transcript of the gene dnm2b, whose product is annotated as dynamin 2b. Gene Ontology annotation, cellular component: microtubule; cytoplasm; synapse. Gene Ontology annotation, biological process: receptor internalization; synaptic vesicle budding from presynaptic endocytic zone membrane. The record is from RefSeq and is a predicted model, not a curated record. Lineage: Eukaryota; Metazoa; Chordata; Actinopteri; Syngnathiformes; Syngnathidae. Gene Ontology annotation, molecular function: GTPase activity; GTP binding; microtubule binding.
CCUGACCGGAUGGUGACAGAAGUUUUCAGUCAAUGUGGCUACUUUUAACCUACAACUGUGUUGCUAUUCAUUCUGCUUCUUAUUCCAUAACAACAGGAACACGUCGGUCCUUACUAGCUUCUUUUUCCUACCACAAAAAAACUCAUAUUUGACAAAACCGCUGUGCCAUCUGGAACUUUACUGGAGGCCUGUUACUUGACCGUGUACGGAGCCACCGAGAGCCCAUUGGGCUGACCGGGCUGCCACCAUGGGGAAUCGGGGGAUGGAAGACCUGAUUCCGCUCAUCAACAAGCUCCAGGACGCCUUCAGCUCCAUCGGACAGAGCUGCAACUUGGAGCUACCACAGAUAGCGGUCGUCGGCGGACAGAGCGCAGGGAAAAGCUCCGUUCUGGAAAAUUUCGUCGGGAGAGACUUUUUGCCUCGAGGCUCUGGUAUCGUGACUCGUCGUCCUCUCAUACUGCAGCUAGUCAACAAUAAAGCAGAGUAUGCAGAGUUUCUACACUGCAAGGGUCGGAAAUUUGUGGACUUUGAUGAAGUCCGUUUGGAGAUUGAAGCCGAGACCGAUCGACUCACCGGAUCCAACAAGGGCAUCUCACCCAUCCCCAUCAACCUCCGAGUCUACUCCCCUAAUGUGUUAAAUCUGACUCUGAUUGACCUGCCGGGGAUGACGAAGGUGGCUGUCGGGGACCAGCCUCUCGACAUCGAACACCAGAUCAGAGACAUGCUGCUACAGUUCAUUACCAAGGAAAGCUGCCUGAUCCUGGCCGUCACUCCGGCCAACACUGACCUGGCCAACUCUGAUGCUCUCAAGAUUGCAAAGGAGGUGGAUCCCCAGGGUCUGCGGACUAUUGGAGUGAUCACCAAGCUGGACUUGAUGGAUGAAGGGACGGACGCUCGAGACAUCCUUGAAAAUAAACUCCUUCCUCUCCGCAGGGGUUACAUUGGAGUGGUAAACCGUAGCCAGAAGGACAUUGACGGCAAGAAAGACAUCCAUGUUGCUUUGGCUGCUGAGCGCAAGUUCUUCUUGUCCCAUCCUGCAUACAGACACAUUGCAGAGCGUAUGGGCACGCCGCACCUACAGAAGACACUUAAUCAGCAACUUACCAACCACAUCCGUGACACUCUGCCAGGGUUACGCAGCAAGCUCCAAAGCCAGCUGCUUUCCCUUGAAAAAGAGGUGGAACAAUAUAAAAACUUUAGCCCUGAUGAUCCUGCACGCAAAACCAAGGCCUUGCUUCAGAUGGUGCAGCAGUUUGGUGUCGAUUUUGAAAAGUGCAUCGAAGGCUCAGGCGAUCAAGUGGACACCUCCAACUUAUCCGGAGGAGCAAAGAUUAACCGCAUCUUUCAUGAGCGCUUUCCGUUUGAGCUAGUUAAGAUGGAGUUUGACGAGAAGGAACUGAGGAAGGAGAUCAGUUACGCCAUCAAAAACAUCCACGGAGUCAGGACAGGCCUGUUCACUCCAGACAUGGCGUUUGAGGCUAUAGUGAAAAAGCAGAUCAUUAAGCUGAAAGACCCCUGUCUGAAAUGUGUCGACCUCGUCGUCACCGAGCUUGUCGCCCUGAUCAGGAAAUGCACUGAAAAGUUAGGAUCGUAUCCUCGUCUGAGAGAAGAGACGGAGCGAAUCGUCACCACCUACAUCAGAGAGAGAGACAGUAAGACUAAAGACCAGGUGCUCCUGUUGAUUGACAUUGAACUCUCCUACAUCAACACUAAUCAUGAGGACUUCAUUGGAUUUGCAAACGCCCAGCAGAGGACCGCCCCUAACGCUACCAAGAAGAGAGUCAUGCCUAACCAGGUUAUCCGCCGAGGCUGGCUGACAAUCAACAUUAGCAUCAUGAAGGGAGGCUCCAAGGACUACUGGUUUGUGCUCACCGCAGAGUCGCUUUCCUGGUACAAAGAUGAGGAGGAGAAAGAGAAGAAGUACAUGCUCCCUCUAGACAACCUGAAGCUCAGAGACGCGGAAAAGGGAUUCAUGUCCAGCAAACACGUCUUUGCCAUCUUCAAUACCGAGCAGAGAAACGUGUAUAAAGACCUGCGGCAGAUCGAGCUGGCGUGUGACACUCAGGAGGAUGUUGACAGCUGGAAAGCCUCGUUCCUCAGAGCUGGUGUUUACCCAGAGAAAGACCAGCGUGAAAAUGAGGACGCCAUGAAUCCAGGCGACACCGUGUCUAUGGACCCACAGUUGGAGCGUCAGGUGGAGACGAUCCGCAACUUGGUGGACUCCUACAUAAGCAUUGUCAACAAGUCCAUCAGAGACCUCAUGCCUAAGACCAUCAUGCACCUCAUGAUCAACAAUGCAAAGGACUUCAUCCACUCUGAACUGCUAGCCUACCUGUACUCAGCUGGGGACCAAAGCAGCCUGAUGGAGGAGUCUGCUGAGCAAGCCCAGAGGAGAGACGAGAUGCUGAGGAUGUACCGCGCCCUGAAGGAAUCGCUGGUCAUUAUUGGUGACAUCACCACCACCACUGUUUUCACUCCUGUGCCUCCGCCUGUCGACGACACUUGGAUGGUCAAGGAUUCUGGUCCUCCUGCAGGUGCCCGCACUGGCUCGGCAACAGCGCCCCCUCCAAGCCGACCCCCUGCAGUCAGAGGACCCACGCCCGGUCCUCCCCCUCCGCUCAACCCCUCACCAGCAUUCGGAGCCCCUCCAGUGCCUACGCGACCUGGACCACCACCAGCCCAGGCCGGUUUUGAUCCAAACGUGCCUGUGAUCCCCUCCAGGCCAGCUCGUGUGCCCCCCGCGCUGCCGCCCGGCAUCCCAAGCAGAAGACCCCCGGCGGCUCCCCACCGACCCAACGUUGUACGUCCUUCAGAACCUUCCCUGCUUGACUAGAAACAAACACAGACACAUACCCACAAAUGCAUUUUGUUCACUUUUUUCACUUUUGUAUUUCCAAUGAGUUAUCUGUACAUCUCAGAGACAUGAUGUUUAUCAUUUUGAGUGUUGGUGUAGUUCUUUAACAACAUGCACAGCGACAUUGUGUAAAUUGAUACUAUAAGUCUAAUGACUCUAUGAACCAUCACGUUUUUGUCUUUCAUACUAAUGUUGAUUUGAUUUGAAUAGAAUUUUUUAAAGCAAUGAUAAAGGAGAUUUCUAUCAGCUAAGCACCUCAAUAGGUGAGUAGCCCUGUUGGUCAUUUGUCUGCUUUGGAUGCAGACCUAAAAAAUUAUUCAUUCAUUCAUUCAUUCAUUUUCUACCGCUUUUUCCUCACGAGGGUCGCGGGGGUGCUGGAGCCUAUCCCAGCUGUCUUCGGGCGAGAGGCGGGGUACACCCUGGACUGGUGGCCAGCCAAUCACAGGGCACAUAUAGACAAACAACCAUUCACACUCACAUUCAUACCUAUGGACAAUUUGGAGUCGCUAAUUAACCUAGCAUGUUUUUGGAAUGUGGGAGGAAACCGGAGUACCCGGAGAAAACCCACGCAUGCACGGGGAGAACAUGCAAACUCCACACAGAGAUGGCCGAGGGUGGAAUUGAACCCUGGUCUCCUAGCUGUGAGGUCUGCGCGCUAACCACUAGACCGCCGUGCCGCCCUAAAAAAUUAUUAUUAGUAUAUUUUACAAAGUCGUCCUUCAAUCAAUGACAUAAAUGACUGUGAUUUCAUAUUUUUGGUAGAUUACUAUUGUAACCCGUUUCAGCAUCAUAGCUAUUAUACAGUUAGAAUUGAUUAUAUCCUUAUCAUUUAUCUCCCUCCAGUGCUCAACCUUUGAAUCCUUGAGCUCCACCGUGUAUCAUCGUUAUCACCUCAAAAGCCAUAAAUAACGUCAUAAAAGGGACUGUUUUUCAAAUUGUUGAUUAAAUGAUGGUCUUAAUACGGUGAGGGUGUGCUUUUCUUUCUGUCUUAGUUGCCAUGCAAAGCCGUACCUGUCCUGGGCUUUUCUCAACCCCUUUGUGCAUGAUAUCUUCCCUUGUGUACAGAUAGUGAAAUAGAUAGCAUGCAAGAGCGCUCCUGUAAGCUUCACAAAGAAGGUCAGCUCAGGUAACGUAUCUAAUUUACAUUAAAGGCAGGUAAAGACGGUGAUUGGAUGUUUCAUUUUUCUGGACGUGUCGCUAUGGUAACUGCAGUUGCUACUGGCAACAGAAUAAAUGUAUUUAUUCAUGCCCGGCUAGGAAGAAUACAGGUGUGAAAACUCCACUUUUACACAAUGUAUUUGCUGUAUUCUAUGUGGCGUCUUGUUAUUUUCAUUGU